Molecule: messenger RNA, 3966 nt
Organism: Phalaenopsis equestris
Lineage: Eukaryota; Viridiplantae; Streptophyta; Magnoliopsida; Asparagales; Orchidaceae
Product: putative phospholipid-transporting ATPase 9
Biological process (GO): phospholipid translocation
Cellular component (GO): plasma membrane
Molecular function (GO): magnesium ion binding; ATP hydrolysis activity; ATPase-coupled intramembrane lipid carrier activity
Source: RefSeq, a predicted model, not a curated record
CCUUCCCCAUCUCCGAGCUCAGGGUUUUCACCUAGGUCUAUCCCACGUGCUACUCGUAUUUGAGAAAGUUUUCUCCUUUGCCCGGGUCAACAACAAGGCCCUUGGCCUUUGAAAGUUGAACAGGUCGCCGUCGUCUCUGAAGAAAGCCUCAAAAAAGGGGGGGCUUUUAGAGCUGUUGGCUGGACGGAUUUACAGGAUUCAGAUAGUGGAGAUUUGCUGAAAAUGUUUGCAACUUCAGCCUAUUGAAGAUUGGAGCUUUUUGCGUUCUUAGAUUCAUAUUUGCUGAAAGCUAUGGGUGGUGGGAAGAGGAAGAAGAUUCAUAUUAGUAAACUUUUUAGCUUCACCUGUGGGAAAUCUCAUCAACAAGUAGAGGAAUCGCAGAUAGGAGGCCCUGGCUUCUCGCGAGUGACUUUCGCCAAUGAUCCGGAUUGCUUUGAGGCUAACAAUCUCAACUAUGGAUUGAACUAUGUUUCUACUACAAAAUACAAUUUGGCUACUUUUCUACCCAAGUCUUUGUUUGAGCAGUUCAGAAGGGUCGCAAACUUUUAUUUUCUUGUUACUGGAUGCCUUGCCUUCACUCCAUUGGCUCCCUACAGUGCUGGGAGUGCAAUUCUGCCUCUAAUUGUUGUGAUUGGAGCAACCAUGGCAAAGGAGGCUGUUGAAGAUUGGAGGAGGUUCCAACAGGAUACUGAAAUGAACAAUAGGAAGGUAAAGUUGCAUCGUGGAGAUGGAAAUUUUGAGGAUAUAGAAUGGAAGAAGUUGAGAGUUGGAGACGUAAAGUAUGAAUUUUGUCCUGCUGAUCUUAUCUUACUUUCAUCCAGUUAUGAUGAAGCAAUUUGUUACGUUGAAACCAUGAAUCUUGAUGGAGAGACAAAUCUAAAAAUGAAGCAGGCUAUGGAGACAACUUCAAAUUUACACAAUGAUUAUAGCUUUCAGCAGUUUAAAGCAAUAAUAACAUGUGAAGACCCAAAUGCAAAUCUCUAUACUUUUGUUGGAAGUAUGGAACUUGAGGGCCAACAAUACCCUCUCUCACCACAGCAGCUUCUUCUUCGGGAUUCGAAAUUGAGAAACACUGAUUAUGUUUAUGGGGUUGUGAUAUUCACUGGUCACGAUACAAAAGUCAUGCAGAAUGCCACUGAUCCACCAUCCAAAAGAAGCAAAAUUGAAAAGAAAAUGGACAAACUUAUAUAUCUCUUGAUGGCUUCUUUGGUCUUAAUUGCCAGCGUUGGGUCAAUCUUCUUUGGUAUUAAAACAAAAGAGGACAUAAGCAAUGGCAAGAUGAAGAGAUGGUAUCUCCGACCAGAUGAUACUGAUGUCUUCUAUGAUCCCAAAAGGGCCGCUCUUGCAGCAAUCUUGCAUUUUCUCACUGCAAUGAUGCUCUAUGGUUACUUCAUUCCUAUCUCUUUGUAUGUGUCCAUAGAGAUAGUCAAAGUUUUGCAGACCAUUUUUAUCAAUCAAGACCUACAAAUGUAUCAUGAGGAAUCUGACAAGCCUGCCCAUGCUCGCACGUCAAAUUUGAAUGAGGAAUUAGGCCAAGUCGACACCAUACUAUCAGACAAGACCGGAACACUAACAUGCAACUCAAUGGAGUUCAUCAAAUGCACAAUAGCUGGUAUUGCUUAUGGCCGAGGAGUUACAGAAGUUGAGAGGGCAAUGGCUAAAAAAAAAGGCUUCCCUUUGAUUUCUGAAGAGGAAAAUGAUGAUGAUAAUUUGAUUAGUAGGCCUGCAGUCAAGGGCUUCAACUUUAAAGAUCAUCGUAUCAUGAAUGGGAAAUGGGUCAGUGAACAGCAUUCUGAUGUCUUGCAGAAGUUUUUUCGAUUACUGGCAAUCUGCCAUACUGCUAUACCAGAAGUCGAUGAUGCCUCAGGAAAGAUAGUAUAUGAAGCUGAAUCGCCGGAUGAGGCCGCCUUUGUUAUCGCAGCAAGAGAGAUUGGAUUUCAGUUCUACAAGAGAACGCAGACAUCCAUUUCUUUGUAUGAGUUGGAUCCCUUGACUGGACACACAGUUGAAAGAUCGUACAGGCUUUUGAACAUCUUAGAGUUCAAUAGUGCAAGAAAAAGGAUGUCUGUGAUAGUUCGAAGCCCAGAGGGGAAAUUGUUGCUUCUUAGCAAAGGUGCCGACAGUGUGAUGUUUGAAAGGCUUGCUAAGGAUGGAAGGGAGUUUGAAGGAAAGACCAGGAAGCAUAUUAAUAAAUAUGCUGAUGCUGGUUUGAGAACAUUGGUGCUUGCCUACCGUCAGCUUGAUGAAGAGGAAUAUCAAAUAUUCAAUAAGGAAUUUAUGGAAGCCAAGAACUCAGUCAGUGCUGACAGGGAAGAAAAAAUUGAUGCAGCCGCUGAGCUGAUUGAGAAUAAUUUGAUUCUCCUUGGUGCCACAGCUGUUGAAGAUAAGUUGCAAAUUGGGGUUCCUGAAUGCAUUGAUAAAUUAGCUCAAGCUGGAAUCAAGAUAUGGGUUCUUACUGGUGACAAGAUGGAGACUGCCAUCAACAUCGGAUAUGCCUGCAGCCUUUUAAGACAAGGAAUGAAGCAGAUAAUAAUUACACUGGACUCUCCAGAUAUUGCCCUGCUGGAGAAAGAAGGGAACAAAGUCGCCAUUUCCAAGGCAUCAAUGGAAAGUGUUGCCCGGCAAAUAACAGAAGGGAAGAAACUAAUGAGUUCUUCAAGCUCAGAGUCAUUCUCUUUGAUAAUUGAUGGAAAGUCCCUUGCAUAUGCUCUAGAUGAUGCUGUCAAGAAUCUAUUCUUCGAGUUAGCUAUUGGCUGCGGAUCUGUUAUAUGCUGUCGUUCUUCUCCCAAGCAAAAGGCCCUUGUAACAAGACUGGUUAAAACUAGCACCGGUAAAGUAACAUUAGCAAUUGGUGAUGGAGCCAAUGAUGUCGGCAUGCUACAAGAAGCAGACAUUGGGAUUGGUAUCAGUGGAGCUGAAGGAAUGCAGGCAGUUAUGGCAAGUGAUGUUGCAAUUGCCCAAUUUCGCUUUCUAGAACGCUUACUACUAGUGCACGGACAUUGGUGUUACAGGAGGAUAUCAUCAAUGAUCUGCUACUUUUUCUACAAGAACAUAACAUUUGGACUUACCAUCUUCUUGUACGAGGCAUACACAACAUUCUCCGGACAACCUGCUUAUGAUGAUUGGUUUCUAUCAUUGUACAAUGUUUUCUUCACGUCUCUUCCAGUUUUAGCUUUGGGCGUAUUUGACCAGGAUGUUUCCGCUCGAUUUUGCCUCAAGUUUCCCAUGCUUUACCAAGAAGGUGUACAGAAUCUCCUCUUCAGUUGGCGCAGAGUCCUCAGUUGGAUUUUCAAUGGCAUCAUAAGCGCCGUCAUGAUCUUCUUCUUGACCAUAAGUGCUUACCAGUACCAGGCAUUCCGCAAGGGUGGUGAGAUUGUUAGUCGUGAUAUUCUUGGUGGCACAAUGUACACUUGCGUGGUUUGGGUAGUCAAUUGCCAAAUGGCAAUCUCUGUCAGCUAUUUCACCCUCAUUCAGCACAUAUUCAUUUGGGGCGGCAUCGCCUUAUGGUAUAUUUUUCUCCUUGCGUAUGGAGCAAUUACUCCUACCAUUUCCACAAUUGCCUAUCAGUUGUUUGAAGAGGCGCUAGCUCCGGCACCAUCUUUCUGGAUCACGACACUCUUCGUUGUGAUCUGUACGCUCAUUCCAUACUUCACCUUCACCGCGAUUCAAAUUAGGUUUUUUCCGAUGUAUCAUAACAUGAUCCAGUGGAUCCGGUUUGAUGGGAGGCAAGAUGAUCCCGAGUACUGCCAAAUGGUAAGGUUGAAUUCUGUGAGGACGACGACCGUAGGGGUUUCGGCAAGACUAGAUGCAAGGGUUUCCACUAAAGUGUAUGAUGAAUUCAGUGACUACGCAGUUUAACCUUUGUACAGUAUACUGCUGCCAUAGGUUACAAGGCUAGAUUUUGGGUAAUGCAACUUUUGUUGUAAUGUUUAUAAAUUAAUUAUAAGGAAGGGAUGCGGUUGAAAU